This is a messenger RNA of Mobula hypostoma (lesser devil ray), 1066 nucleotides long. RefSeq names its product neurexophilin-1. Gene Ontology annotation, molecular function: signaling receptor binding. Lineage: Eukaryota; Metazoa; Chordata; Chondrichthyes; Myliobatiformes; Myliobatidae. The transcript has 2 exons. The record is from RefSeq and is a predicted model, not a curated record. The coding region runs from base 242 to 1066 and encodes 274 amino acids.
UUGGCUCUGUACAUCUUCGCCUCGCAGGCGAGGUUCGGAGAAAUUACUAGAGAGGAACAAACUCUGCCUCAGACCCACCUACUUUAAAGGGUCAAGUGCUUUGCCUGUGUGUUCUUGAAGCUGCGUGAUGAUGGAAUGGAUAAUUCCCCGUCCGCCUGCGCCCACCUUGUCGUUUGAGUGCAAUCUGGAUACCAGGUACCACCUGUGAAAGAAGCCACAGCGGAAGAGGCAGCGAGUUGGAAUGAAGAUGCGAGCCCAGCACUGGUGCGUUGUCCUGCUCCUUCAUCGCAGCCUGCACCUGGUUGCAUUUACACUUGGGAAUACAUCCAAUGAUGCUGAAGAUGCAAAGUCCAUUGCCUCUAAAAGUACACAAAAGCAUACGUUAAUCAAGAGCAACAGAAUGUCUGCCCUCAGUCAGUGGGUCAUGCAUGUACUACCAAGCACGGGGAACUCCACAAUUCUGCGAUUCCCUCUCUCUUCACCAGUCUCCUACUCCAAGCAGGAUAUUUGGGCUUGGCUGGGAAAUAUUUCUGAUCAACAUGAAGACCCCAAUUCCAGAGUCAAGAGGAGACCAAUUGUUAAAACUGGGAAAUUUAAGAAAAUGUUUGGAUGGGGUGAUUUUUAUUCAAACAUCAAAACUGUGAAGUUAAACCUCCUCAUCACAGGGAAAAUCGUAGACCAUGGAAAUGGUACAUUUAGUGUGUAUUUCCGCCAUAAUUCUACUGGCCAGGGAAACAUAUCAGUUAGCCUUGUGCCACCCACAAAAGCUGUUGAAUUUGACCUGGCUCAACAAACAGCGAUUGAUGCCAAAGAUUCUAAAAUAUUUAACUGCCGCAUUGAAUAUGAAAAGAUUGACAGAGCAAAGAAGACUGCGCUGUGUAAUUAUGACCCAUCCAAAACUUGCUACCAGGAACAGACCCAAAGCCACGUGUCCUGGAUUUGUUCCAAGCCCUUUAAAGUCAUAUGUAUCUAUAUUUCAUUUUACAGCAUGGAUUACAGGCUGGUACAGAAAGUGUGUCCUGACUAUAAUUACCACAGUGACACUCCCUACUUUCCCUCUGGUUGA